Messenger RNA from Paramisgurnus dabryanus, 2947 nucleotides. RefSeq names its product glycerophosphodiester phosphodiesterase domain containing 5a (gene gdpd5a). Gene Ontology annotation, biological process: positive regulation of neuron differentiation; lipid metabolic process. The record is from RefSeq and is a predicted model, not a curated record. Lineage: Eukaryota; Metazoa; Chordata; Actinopteri; Cypriniformes; Cobitidae. Gene Ontology annotation, cellular component: plasma membrane. Gene Ontology annotation, molecular function: glycerophosphodiester phosphodiesterase activity.
UCCGCCUCCGAUCUGUGCUGAAUGUCCUCGUUGGAACUUGGAUCUCAGACAUGCAAACACACAGCGUUCAGACAUCGUAUCAAUUUAUUUAAAUCCUUUCGCCAGAGAUCAUGCCCGAUUUUAAAGCGAGUUUAAGACAGAAUUCGUGAGCGCUUUACACUUACGGUGACUUUCAAUAAGCUUAGGUUUAACGUUAUUUAUUUUCACUAAUAUGGCACCACUUUAUUUUAUUGAGUGCUGAGUUCGGGUGAGUUUGUUAAUGUGCUUCGAAUAAAAGUUGCGAGAUAGAAGUAGCCUACACAGACACGCGCAACAAGGAGGAAUAAAGACGGAGUUACCUGCGCUGUUCACCUUGCCAGAGAGAAGGUUUUUGGCGUGUUAGUGGGAUGUCUGAAGAUCAGCUGUGGCCUGACUAUGGUGAAACACCAACCCUUGCAGGUCUAUGAGAGACAGCUGUGUUUGUCCUGCCUGACCGGAAUCUACGGCUGCCGUUGGAAACGUUACCAGCGCUCCCAUGACGACAGCUCCAAGUGGGAAUGUUCAUGGUUCUUCCUCCUCUGCUGUUCAUUUCUCCUCCUCGUCGUCUGGUCUUACUUCUGGUGGCAAGCUCGUAAUGAUUACAACGAGUUCAACUGGUUGUUAUAUAAUCGUUCGGGCGCUUGGAAGGAUGGCACGGUUCCUGUUCUCGCCACAACACUGACAGGAUUUACUUACACUGCAUUUUUAAUAAUUCUUGCUCUUUGUCACAUUGGACUGGGACAGCAGCUUAACCUGUAUUGGCUCCAUAAGAUUGGAGUUCUGGUCGUUCUGCUCACCACCAUCACAGGUGUCGUGUCCAUUGAUGAUUUUUGGCAGGAUGAGUGGGACAUUGUGAUAAUUUCGCUCCAGUUCACAGGGCCUUUUUUGCACAUCGGGGCCUUAGCUGUGGUCACGGCGUUAGGAUGGGUCGUCGCUGCUCAGGUGGUACGAGGUGAAAGAUCAAAACUCCAGGUUCUAAUUUUGAUGGUUUAUGUGAGUGUUCUCCUGGUUCUGUAUCUGGUUCCUCUUUUCAUCUCUUCUCCCUGCAUCAUGGAGCGGUCCGAGCUCGGCCCUCGUCCUGCUGUCAUUGGCCGUCGCGGUGCUCCAAUGCUUGCUCCAGAGCACACAAUUAUGUCAUUCAGUAAAGCCUUGCAACACAAAGUAAGCGCACUGGAAGCUGAUGUCGUCAUUAGUUUGGAUGGAGUGCCCUUCCUGAUGAGAGACCGUACACUUCGCAGGACCACAGAUGUGGACAGACUGUUUCCUUCCCGUCAGUACGACGACGCCUCGCUCUUUAACUGGACAGAGAUCCGUAGUCUCAAUGCUGGACUAUGGUUCCUCAGGGAUGACCCAUACUGGACAUCACAGUUCAUGUCAGAGAGGGACCGUAACCGCACAGCCAAUCAGACGGUGUGUAGCUUGUCGGAGCUGCUGCGUCUGGCUGCUAGAACGAAUCGCUCUGUGAUCUUCAGUCUGCGACGACCUCCACCCCAACACCCCCGACACCAGCUCUGGGUCAGUGAUGCUCUGAAAGUCAUCCAGAGAUCCAGUAUCCAACCAGAACAGGUGAUGUGGACACCUGACUGGUACAGGAAGAAGGUACGUGCAGCAGUUCCUCUCCUCCACCAGACAUCGGAUGAGAAACUCCCAGUGUCUGACCUGAAGGACAGAGGGAUCAGCACCCUGACCCUUCACUACAGCCAGGCCACAGCUCAAGAUAUCAGGCGGUUUUCUAGCAGUAAUGUGAGCGUAAACGUGUAUCCAGUCAAUGAGCCGUGGCUUUAUUCACUCAUGUGGUGCAGCGGCGCGCAGUCGGUGUCUUCUGAUGCACCACAAAUCCUGAAGAAAGUGCCUUAUCCAGUCUGGAUCAUGAGUGCUGAUGAAUAUGGCCUGAUAUGGAUCACUUCAGAUCUCAUCUCUUUAGCGAUUGUCAUUGGCAUUUUUAUAUUCCAAAACUAUCACUUUAUCAGGUGGAAGAUGAGUGGCAUGCGUAGCUACAACCCCGAGCAGAUCAUGCUAAAUGCUGUGGCGCGUCGGCCGAGCCGUGACGUAAACCUCAUGAAGGAGAAACUCAUCUUCUCAGAAAUCAGCAAUGGCGUUGGGAGCACAGAUGAGCUUUCUGUGUAUACGGGAAAUGGAUUAGAUGUGUAUACCCGUGAUGACGCAGUGACGCCCACAUGUCAUGUGACUAAAGUAAAGCCUGGACUUCCUGUGUGAGACAAUAUAUGGAAGGAACAUCUCUUCAUAUCUUUAUUAUUUUAGCUUACGUUUCUUUGAAGAUCUCUGAUUUUUGUUGAUUUAUGGACACUGUAUCACAUGUAUUUUUGGAUCACAUCACUGUUUCAGUGUUCUGCAUUGAUGCCUUAUGUAUGGAUUAUUUUCCUGUAUCAAACUAUUUAAAAUUAAGUUAAUGUAGCAGGAUGUGCACUGUAAACAGUUACUGUUAAAUCCAAGUUUCAAGCAGGUCAUUAAAGUCGCAUACUGUUCAUGUAUUUGAUGUGAUAACAGACUGGUGGUUAAUAGGUUAAAUGUUCAAAGCAUUUAUAAUACAAAUGUUCAGGAUCUCCUUUAGUUCAGGAUCUCCUCAGCUGUAAAGCUAAUAGGACAGUUAUCAUUAUUUAUUUUUUAUUUAUUUAAUUUUUGUAACAUUAUGUGCUUCCUGAUGAUUCAUAUAUUGCAGUAGUUAAAAAUAAUUAUUCUUCAAUACUGCUGUAUCAAUGUAUUUUUUGUAAUGAAAAAUUGUGUUGUUAAUAGGUCUUCAAUGGGGGGGGGGGUCCAUGGCCUCUUGGGGGUCCCUGAUAGUAUUAAAAACGGUCCUCCAAAUAUUGUUUGAAAUAUUCAAAAUAUUUUUUGUGGGGGAGGAAUGAAUACAAAGAAUUUAAUACAAAUUUGAUUCAAUGAUUAAAAUAAAGGUUCCUAUGUUAAAAUA